GAGUUAGACACUCAGAGGGACUCAGCUCUCCUUUUGAAGUUGCUCAUCUUCUGCUCUCCUCUACUCAAGAGUCAGCAACCCACCUCAGCCAAAAUGAAUGCAAUGAAGUCAUACUCCGUAUCUGGCUACAGCUCCUCCAGCAGGAGGUCAACGGCUCCAGUCUCCAGCUACAGCGUCAGAAGAACCAGCUAUGGUGUUGGAUCUGGAAUGGGUGGCUCAGGAGGUGGUUACAGCUACAGCAUCGGUGGUGGUUCUGGUAUGGGUGGUGGUAUGGGUGGUGGUAUGGGUGGUGGUAUGGGUGGUGGAUACGGCGGUGGUUAUGUGGUGGGUAUGGGUGGUGGUAUGGGUGGUGGAUACGGCGGUGGUAUGGGUUCAGGCUCUGGCUUCGGUUUUGGUGCUGGCCAGGGUGGUGGUUUCAUGGGAGCACCCAUCACAGCUGUCCAGGUCAACCAGAGCCUGCUGGCUCCUCUGUGCCUGGAGAUUGACCCCACAAUCCAGACUGUCCGCACCCAGGAGAAGGAGCAGAUCAAGGGUCUCAACAACCGCUUCGCCUCCUUCAUCGACAAGGUUCGUUUCUUGGAGCAACAGAACAAGAUGCUGGAGACCAAAUGGAGCCUCCUGCAGGACCAGACCGUCACGCGCUCCAACAUCGAUGGCAUGUUUGAGGCUUACAUUGCUAACCUUCGCAGACAGCUCGAUGGGCUGGGCAACGAGAAAGUCAAACUGGAUAGUGAACUGAGGAACAUGCAGGGUCUGGUUGAAGACUUCAAGAGGAAGUACGAGGAUGAAAUCAACAAGCGCGCAGCUGCUGAGAAUGAGUUUGUUCUGCUGAAGAAGGAUGUCGAUGCUGCCUACAUGAACAAGGUUGAGCUGGAAGCCAAGGCUGAUGCUCUUCAGGAUGAAAUCAACUUCCUCAGGGCCGUCUAUGAGGCUGAGCUCCGUGAGCUGCAGGGCCAGAUCAAAGACACAUCAGUCAUUGUGGAGAUGGACAACAGCCGCGGCCUUGACAUGGACGCCGUUGUGGCUGAAGUGCGUGCUCAGUAUGAAGAAAUCGCCAACAAAAGCAAAGCAGAGGCUGAGUCAUGGUACAAACAGAAGUACGAGGAGAUUCAGAGCUCAGCUGGACAGUAUGGUGAUGACCUGCGCUCAACCAAGGCUGAGAUUGCUGAGCUUAACCGCAUGAUCGCUCGUCUCCAGAAUGAAAUCGAGGCUGUUAAGGGACAGAGGAACAACCUUGAGUCUCAAAUCGCAGAGGCUGAGGAGCGUGGUGAGCUGGCAGUGAAGGAUGCCAGGUUCCGCAUCAAGGAACUGGAAGAAGCUCUGCAGAGAGCUAAGCAGGACAUGGCCCGCCAGGUGCGCGAGUACCAGGACCUGAUGAACGUUAAGCUGGCUCUGGACAUUGAAAUUGCCACCUACAGGAAACUGCUGGAAGGAGAGGAGAGCAGAAUCGCCAGCGGAGGCGCCACUGCAACCAUCCACAUGCAGCAGAGCAGUUCAGGAGUCUCCAGCUCCAGCGGUGGAUAUGGCAUGUCCGGUGGUUAUGGUGGCAGCAUGUCUGGUGGUUAUGGUGGCAGCAUGUCUGGUGGUUAUGGUGGCAGCAUCAAGUCCUCUGUCACAACCAGCAGCAGCAGCAGCAGGAGAGCGUUUUAAAGAAAGGAG
This is a messenger RNA of Cynoglossus semilaevis (tongue sole), 1659 nucleotides long. RefSeq names its product keratin, type II cytoskeletal 8-like. Gene Ontology annotation, cellular component: keratin filament. The record is from RefSeq and is a predicted model, not a curated record. Gene Ontology annotation, molecular function: structural constituent of skin epidermis. NCBI's taxonomy places the organism in Eukaryota, Metazoa, Chordata, Actinopteri, Pleuronectiformes, Cynoglossidae. Gene Ontology annotation, biological process: keratinization; intermediate filament organization.